UGCUGGGGGAAAACCUCUUUUGACCGGCUCAUCCUUUUUGGCUCUGAUUUGCUCACGGGAAGUGCCGGCGGAAAACCUUUUCUGACCGGCACAUCCCUUAUCAUUCCUCUCGUUCAAAGUUAAGCCAGAACCCCGAUAAAUGCUUUAAAGCCAAUGGCGGGAAUAUUUGGCGCCAUUCCGUAGAACACAUGUUGCGCGGGAGAAUUUUUUGGGGGCAGACACACUCUCUCUCUAUAUUGCGUAGUUACUCUCUCUCUAUCAGUCCACCUCUUUUUGCAAUACCCAACUCAUCAACUACCCUCUCAUCUCUCUCGAGUCCUCCAAUGGCCGACCAAAACCCACAAAUCAACGGUUCCGAAACCAACGAGCCCUCCCCCAAGAUUCAGAAACUUGAGCAGAACGGCGUCCGUGGGACCCCCAAUUCGGUCACGAACCCGUUCUUGAGAGUGAAGAAGCUUUCCGAGAAAGCUGUCUUGCCGUCGAGAGCAUCCCCUCUCUCCGCUGGUUAUGAUCUUUCUAGCGCCACAGAGAUCAAAGUACCAGCUAGAGGAAAAGCCCUGGUUCCAACAGAUUUGAGUAUUGCAAUUCCAGAAGGAACAUAUGCCCGUAUAGCACCACGAUCUGGGUUGGCAUGGAAGCAUUGCAUUGAUGUUGGAGCGGGGGUGAUCGAUGCUGACUACAGGGGUCCAGUUGGGGUCAUCCUCUUCAACCAUUCUGAUGUCGAUUUUGAAGUGAAGGUCGGCGAUCGGAUUGCGCAGCUGAUAAUUCAGGUAAUCAUGAUGCCUGAUGUGGUGGAGGUCGAGGAUUUGGAUUCCACUGCUAGGGGCGCUGGUGGGUUUGGGUCUACUGGAAUUUAGAACAUUAGAUCAUAGCAGGAUCAGAAUGCGUUAGCUCUUAGGAUUUCAUGUGUUCUUAUGAUUUUCCUUUUUAUGAAUUGGAGUUGUCGUUGGGAUGACUGGUUAUGAAUGCUCGUUGGUCCUGUUGGUAAUUUUUUCAAGCA
Rhododendron vialii is the source of this 1000-nucleotide messenger RNA. Its product is annotated as deoxyuridine 5'-triphosphate nucleotidohydrolase-like. NCBI's taxonomy places the organism in Eukaryota, Viridiplantae, Streptophyta, Magnoliopsida, Ericales, Ericaceae. Gene Ontology annotation, biological process: dUMP biosynthetic process; dUTP catabolic process. The transcript has 3 exons. The coding region runs from base 189 to 857 and encodes 222 amino acids. Gene Ontology annotation, molecular function: dUTP diphosphatase activity; magnesium ion binding. The record is from RefSeq and is a predicted model, not a curated record.